This is a messenger RNA of Hipposideros armiger (great roundleaf bat), 1019 nucleotides long. It is a transcript of the gene BBIP1, whose product is annotated as BBSome interacting protein 1. NCBI's taxonomy places the organism in Eukaryota, Metazoa, Chordata, Mammalia, Chiroptera, Hipposideridae. Bases 144 to 482 code for a protein of 112 amino acids. Gene Ontology annotation, cellular component: BBSome. Gene Ontology annotation, biological process: receptor localization to non-motile cilium; cilium assembly. The transcript is spliced from 3 exons. The record is from RefSeq and is a predicted model, not a curated record.
CUUUUGUGAUUCUGGAUCCACGCCCUAGUUAUCCUUGGAGAUGUGUUUCCAGAUUCUCCACAGAAGGAAGUAGUUUCCUCUGAGCUUAACCUAGCACUUUUUGUACCUUGUAUGACAACCACUAUUUUAUGUAACAGCUGCUUAUGCUUAUGUUCUUCGCUUCACUACUAUGUUCAUGCCUAAAUAGAAUGGCUUGUACCAGAUUCAUCUGCCUAUCAUUUUACACUGCACAUGAUAUUUUGGGAAAAACUGUAUCCAACAAUUCAGAUAUGGCAGAAGUGAAGUUCGUAUUCCGGGAAGUUCUUCCAAAACAAGGACAGUUGUCUGUGGAAGAUAUAACCACAAUGGUGCUGUGUAAACCCAAACUUUUACCCUUAAAAUCUCUGACUCUGGAAAAACUGGAGAAAAUGCAGCAAGCAGCAAAUGAUACAAUUCGCCAACAAGAAAUGGCAGAAAAGGAACAGCAGCAAAUAACUCACUGAUAACUUGGCACUUCUAUGUAACACCCUACCUUACUUACUAUUAAUAGCUAGUAAAUCUGUGUGGCUGAAAGUAGUAUGUGUUAAUAAAACUGAUAGUUUUCAUAUAAAUAAUAUAAAAAUACCCAAGACCAAUGAAACUUGUAUUGUGAAUUUCAACACUCUGGUUUGUAUUGAAGUAAUAAAAAAACUGUGAACCCAAAUUUUAUGGGGUUUUUUACCCCGUUUUUUAGAACUGCAAAUUACUGUUCUCCAUUCCUAUUACUAUCAGUUUUAUAGAUAACAUCCUUAGGCACAAGUGAUUAAAUGCAACUUUUAUAUUCAGAGAAUCUUUACAUGUUUAUUAAAACCUGAAUUUGAAGAUAUAUUCUAGUCUUGUGUUAAGUGUUCAUGCUGGGCUUUUACAUUACCUAAUUGUAAAACUUUCUUAAGAAUUUUGUGUCAUGUCAUGUUUAAGGCUAUCUUGCUUGACCAAAUGAUCCUACCAGUAAUGACAAAACUGUAUUUCUUAAAAUAAAUUCCAUUUUUAAGAAACCCUCA